AUGUGCCAGGAAAAUAAUUCUGAAAACCAGUUUGGUAUACAGUUCAUUACACCUCUUGGUGUGGUGGGAUCAACCUACGAAUUAUACGCUGAGGCUUUGAUCACUUUUCAAGGUUCGCUUGGUGGUCCACAGCAAUUAGGAUGCAGCAUUGUGAAAUAUCCAUGUCAAAUGCAAUGGCCUUGUCUUGACUGCUAUAAACUAAAAGAUCCAGGUGGAGUAACAGCAAAGAUAGAUGGGAAUAAUGACAUUCCAACACUUACACCUCUUCCAGAAACUAAAGAUAGAAAACCAGGUGGAAGAAGGAGUUCUGCCAUAAUUGGCAGCGUUAUAGCUGCCUUAGUUGUCGUUGUAAUUGUGGUGACUGUCUAUAUCUGCUUGAUGCGUGUUAAAAGAUUUAUGAGGCAAACAUCUGAGAUUGCUUCUUCUAUGCCAUCUCCCACUGUUGAAAUGGGAAGACUCAACACGCAGCAUGUUACUGCUUUCUCUCCACAAAGCCCAAGGCAGUUAACAAUUUUGGAACUGGAACAAGCUACACGGAAUUUCAGUCAUAAUAAUAUCAUAGGUGAAGGUGGAUUUGGUUUUGUAUACAAGGGCUUGCUUCAAGAUGGUUCUAUUGUGGCUAUAAAAAGGCGUCUAUUUGCUCUCACACAAGAUUUCGUCCUUGAGGUGAAACAGAUAGCUCAUAUUCACCACAUCCAUCUUGUCAAGCUUAUAGGCUAUUAUGAAGAUAGCCAUCAACAAUUACUAGUAUAUGAAUAUCUCCCUAACGGCAAUGUAGGGAGUCACCUAUAUGAUGGUGAAGGUUUACCUAUUGGAAGGCUAGACCUGUGGCGAAGGUUAUCUAUUGCUUUAGGCGCAUCCAAAGGAGUGGAACAUCUUCACAGUUUGGUCCCUCCUUUGAUUCACAAAAACUUUCGAACUAGCAACGUUCUGCUUGAUGAAAAUUAUACUGCCAAGGUUUCUGGUUACGGCUUCUGCAAAUUGCAAACACAAGUUGAUCAGCCAGGCUCGUCUUCAAAUGUAGACUGUUUUCUUGACCCAGAGUUGAGCUUUCCACAAAACUUUUCGGAGAAGAGUGAUGUAUACAGUUUCGGGGUGUUCUUGCUAGAGUUGAUUAGUGGCUGUGAAGCACAUAACCAAAACAUGUUACACCCAGAUGGAAACAUAGUACUUCAGGCAAAAAAUAGUGUUGACUUGGACAAAUUUGUUGACAUAACGCUGGGAGACCAAGAAAAGCAUGGUGCCAGACGAAUAUUGAUGUUGGCAUUGGUAUGUGUGGAUGUGGCUUUUAGAAGACCAUCAAUGGCGCAAAUUGUGCUAGAGCUGGAGCGGAUUCAAAGAGAGAUUGCUCCUAUGUAUUCUCAAUUCAACGAUGAGAUUGGUGCCGUGACUCUUGGGAGUGAGCUCUUCCAGUAA
This is a messenger RNA of Sphenostylis stenocarpa, 1416 nucleotides long. NCBI's taxonomy places the organism in Eukaryota, Viridiplantae, Streptophyta, Magnoliopsida, Fabales, Fabaceae. The record is from the annotation of a GenBank genome assembly.